AUGAUAAGUAUGGAUACUUUGCUCAAAACACCAAAUAAGCUUCAAUUUUUGCAUCCACUUCAUGGCUAUUCUGAAAAAUUGGCUUCUUUUAAGUUGCAAAACCACGAAGUUAGAUUUGGUUUCAAGAAAAAACCUAUUUUGAGGGCUAGUAGCAGUGCCCUUUUGGAGCUUGUUCCUGAAUUUAAGAAAGAGAAUUUGGAUUUUGAACUUCCUUUGUUUGAUUCAACAAAGGGAACUGUUGUGGAUCUUGCUGUUGUUGGAGGUGGUCCUGCGGGGCUUGCGGUAGCACAGCAGGUUUCGGAAGCUGGGCUUUCAGUUUGUGCUAUUGAUCCGAAUCCUAGAUUGAUUUGGCCGAAUAAUUAUGGUGUUUGGGUGGAUGAGUUUGAAGCGAUGGAUUUACUUGAUUGCCUUGAUAAGACUUGGUCUGGUGCGGUUGUUUAUAUCGAUAAUAAAACUAAGAAGGAUUUGGAUAGACCUUACGGUAGGGUUAAUAGGAAGCUUUUGAAAUCGAAGAUGUUACAGAAAUGUAUAUCGAAUGGUGUGAAGUUUCACCAAGCGAAAGUUGUGAAGGUUGUUCAUGAGGAAUCUAAAUCGUUGCUGAUUUGUAACGACGGUGUCACGGUUCAGGCUACUGUGGUUCUUGAUGCUACUGGCUUUUCAAGAUGUCUUGUACAGUACGAUAAACCGUAUAAUCCAGGCUACCAAGUUGCGUACGGAAUUUUGGCUGAGGUUGAUGAACAUCCGUUUGAUGUUGAUAAAAUGCUUUUUAUGGACUGGAGAGAUUCGCAUUUGGAUGGUAACAUGGAGCUCAAGGAGAGAAAUAGUAAAAUACCUACCUUUUUAUACGCAAUGCCCUUUUCGUCCACAAAGAUAUUUCUCGAAGAAACAUCUCUUGUUGCGCGGCCUGGGUUAAGGAUGGAAGAUAUACAAGAAAGAAUGGUUGCUAGGUUGAAACACUUGGGUAUCAAUGUGAAAAGCAUUGAAGAAGAUGAACAUUGUGUGAUUCCCAUGGGCGGUCCUCUCCCGGUUCUCCCUCAAAGAGUUGUUGGAAUUGGCGGUACGGCCGGGAUGGUGCAUCCUUCAACUGGUUACAUGGUAGCAAAGACCCUUGCUGCAGCUCCUAUUGUUGCCAAUGCUAUUGUUCAGUAUCUUGGUUCUGAUAGAGGUCUUUUAGGAAACGAAGUAUCUGCGCAAGUAUGGAAAGACUUAUGGCCGAUCCAAAAGAGACGACAAAGGGAGUUCUUCUGUUUUGGUAUGGACAUCUUACUCAAGCUUGAUUUACCGGGAACAAGGAGAUUUUUCGAUGCGUUUUUUAAUCUGGAACCUCAUUAUUGGCAUGGAUUCUUAUCCUCGAGACUGUAUCUUCCUGAGCUGUUUCUUUUUGGACUGUCUCUAUUUUCUUAUGCUUCAAAUACAUCUAGGGUAGAGAUUAUGGCAAAGGGAACUCUUCCUUUAGUAAAUAUGGUCAACAACUUGAUAAAAGAUAAAGAAUAA
Molecule: messenger RNA, 1494 nt
Organism: Lathyrus sativus (Indian pea)
Lineage: Eukaryota; Viridiplantae; Streptophyta; Magnoliopsida; Fabales; Fabaceae
Source: the annotation of a GenBank genome assembly